Psilocybe cubensis is the source of this 1425-nucleotide messenger RNA. RefSeq lists its product as uncharacterized. Lineage: Eukaryota; Fungi; Basidiomycota; Agaricomycetes; Agaricales; Agrocybaceae. The transcript has a single exon. The coding region runs from base 1 to 1425 and encodes 474 amino acids. The record is from RefSeq and is a predicted model, not a curated record.
AUGGACAGGCAAUUAUCAGCAGCCAUGGCCCUUGUUCCAUAUCAGCGAGUCUACAUCGAUACCAGAAAAAGAAUACCACAUAUAUUCAGUCUUCCUGUUGAACUGAUGGCCAUCAUUUUCUCACUCAUCGCAGCUCCCUACCUCGACGAUUGCGGAAACAUGGGGAACUCGAACUCUUACAGCCUAGACAGAUAUGCCUUACAAUUGAGGACUCACCCUAUCCUUGUCGGAGUCCGCCACGUGUGCAGCUACUGGUUUAACUUGACAUCGUCGAUGCCCUCACUUUGGAACAUUGUCUUGGCCACACCGAUUCUUAGUAGGCCUGGCGAGCGUAACUACAUCAAGCUACACAGAUUCGUCUCAAUGACUGCCCUAUACAUGCGCUUGGGCGCCCCUGCCGCCCUCACGGUAUAUUUGAGACCUGUAAAUGGUAUGCACAUCAUGAGAGACGACGAUGAAAACGACGACAAAUGGACAAUCUCUACUCAGCACAGAUUCUACCGAAUACACCAAGAACUGUAUCUCGAGCUGUGCACAAGUCAUUCUACCCAAAUCAAGUCUUUGACAAUCUCCUUCACGCGACACAUGUUUUGGUUCUUUCUAGAUAAGCUCGCACAUUUGGACGUGGUAUUUAGCCGAUUGGAAAUGCUUGACAUCGAGAUCCCUGGUGGCGAACGCAGCGGCGACGAUACCGAAAGUAUCCCGGAGCUUCAAUUCUCUCGUUUCUUUCCUGCUCUGCGAAAUCUUAAGGUCAUUAACAGGAGGACCCCAAUGGACGUGUGCAGUCUGGUUCAACUCUCUGAACUCCACACACUCCAUCUCGAACAGCGUGGCAUCGUUAAUCAAACAGUCGAAGUACUUCGGGGACUGACCAGCGCAAAAAAUGUUACUCUUGUCGAGCGCGAUUUUUCUCUGAAAAAGCAGAAUUCUUCAUCGGAUUGCUCCCGCGUGAAGCUCCCGUGCUUGGAAAAACUUGUGCUCAAGUGUUACCCAGAUCCGAGUGUCAUACUAACUGGCAUCACGACUCCCCAUCUCCAAAUUCUUAAUGUCCAUUCUACUGGAACCCUGAGGCAACUCUACAUAGCUAUCAGAGAGCUGAUACAAGUCUCUGAAUGCUCUCUCGCGGCUCUGGCCGUUACCCAUGGAAAACCCGACUGCUUUGGCCUGGCCUCCGUCCUGGAAGAUUUUAUACUAAGCCGUAUCCAAACCUGCAGGAUAAAGUACGAAGCAACAUGGACUUUAACUGAAGAAGAGCGCACGGACCUAGAGAAUGCGAAGAGCUACCUUUCGACGCAUCUUGAUUCGAUGCGGCGCACUAUAUCUCCAUCAUUUGUGUUUGAAUCCACUGGAAGGUUCAACCUUUCCUAUAUGACUAUGUGGGACGGAUGUAGUGGUAUCGAGAAAGGAGUGUUGGAUGAUACAUAA